ACACUGGUAGUUGUCAUGGCGAUGGAGUCAGCCUCGGCGUCUGCUCCAGGAGUUGUUGCCAUGGAGAUGCCGGCGCGAGGUGCGCUCGCGGUGGUUGAAGAAGACGAGGGUUACAGCGCGCCGGGGUCCGAGGAGCGACUACGGUACCGGCGAGGAGGAGGAGGGAGAAGGCGACGCGGGGUGCCGUUCAACCGGGGCGGCUACUACAUGCUGAUAGUGAUCGGGGAGAUCAGCACGGAGCCGCAGCUGAACGCCGCCAGAGCGCAGAUAGAGCGGGGAAUUCGAUCCUGGGACGUCGACCUCAAGUGCUGCGACCUUGAUCAGCAGCUGCAGCUGUUUAUAACUCGUCACUCCGCCCACUUCUCCUCCGAGGUCAGAGGACAAAGAACCCUUCACCACAGAAGUGACGUCCUAGAGACCGUGGUGCUCGUCAACCCUUCAGAAGACAACGUUGUGUCGGAGAUCCAGUCUCUCGUCACAGACUCUGCAGGACACAAGCUCCUGGUCUUGAGUGGACAGAGCUCAGAUCACGGAGGCGUUCUUCUUCAAACUGGGGUUUUCACCCACCAGACCUUUUCACGCAUCUUUGCUGAUCCCGGGGUCAGUGAAAUACUGGGCACAACAGCCCCCAAGCAGCAGGCUUCACUUACUGUGUCCUGCCGCGGGGAGGUGGGCUGGAGCUCCUUGGGACAACAGCAGACCCUGCAGAAGUUUCUGGAAUACAAACUAAACCCUGAGUCUGUUCUUCCCAAGAUGGAGGGCGUCACCGAGUUCACAGAGUACGUCUCUGAGACGGUCGACGUCCCUUCACCUUUUGACCUCCUGGAGCCGCCCACAUCCGGAGGCUUCUUAAAACUGUCCAAGCCGUGUUGCUACAUCUUUCCCGGCGGACGAGGAGACUCUGCUCUCUUUUCCGUGAACGGCUUCAACAUCUUAGUGGAUGGAGGCUCUGAACGAAAGUCAUGCUUCUGGAAGCUGGUUCGUCACUUGGACCGCAUUGACUCGGUGCUGCUCACACACAUCGGUGCUGACAACCUCCCGGGCAUCAAUGGUCUGCUUCAGAGAAAGAUAGCGGAACAGGAAGAGGAGCAGUCUCAGGGCUCCAUCAACUAUAGCGACUGGAUGAAGAACCUGAUCUCUCCUGAACUAGGCGUGGUGUUCUUCAACGUGCCUGAGAAGCUCCGCAUGCCAGAAUCUAAUCUUAAAGUGAAACGCAGCAUCGAAGAGGCCUCCCUGACUUUGCAGUACCUUAACAAACUAGGAAUCAAACCGGAGCCUCUCGCUCGAGUGGCCAGCAACACCAUUGAGCCCAUUACUCUGUUCCACAAGAUGGGAGUGGGCAGGUUAGACAUGUAUGUUCUCAACCCUGUCAAAGACAGUAAAGAGAUGCAGUUUUUAAUGCAGAAGUGGGCUGGCAACAGCAAGGCCAAAACUGGUAUUGUGCUGCCCAAUGGGAAAGAAGGAGAAAUAUCUGUGCCCUACCUGACAUCAGUAACAGCCUUAGUCGUCUGGCUUCCUGCCAACCCUGCAGAAAAGAUCAUCCGAGUGCUGUUCCCUGGGAAUGCACCACAGAACAAGAUCCUAGAGGGGCUGGAAAAAUUAAAGCACCUUGACUUCUUGCGCUAUCCUGUAGCCACACAAAAGGACAUUGCCUCCGGAGCUUCUCCCUCUGUUAUAAAACAAACCAAGUUAAAACAAAGAACAGACAGCAAAGAGAGCCUCAAGUCAUCCCCGAAGACUACUGCAAAAGCCUCAAAGAAAGAAACUGAAGGACAAGAUGAUGUGUCAGCCGCCACAGAGACAAAGAGUGACUCUGUCAAGGAAAAUAUGUCAGAGAAAAAAGACGAGACUAAGCCUACUAAAACUAUCAAGUCUAAAAGUGAUGUGCCAGAAAAGAAAAAACUCCUGAAAGAAAAAUCCUUAAAAAAGCACCCGAAGGAAAGGGUGUCAAAAAUGGAUGAGAAAAAGGACAAGGAAAAGAAAGAGAUCAAGAAAGUGAAGAGGGAUGACUCCGCUAAGAAAGAUGAAAAGAGAGAUGUUAAGUCCAGAGAUGACAAAAAGAAGGACGCAUCCAAACCAGAGCUGAGAAAAAUGACAAAGCCUGACCUGAAACCGUUUACACCAGAAGUCAGAAAGACAUUACACAAAGCUAAAGUGUCAAGUAAAGCAAAGACCGGAAAAGUCAAAGCAGCGAAGGCUUUACCUGCUGAGCCGAAGCCAGAGGAGCCGAAACCUGAAACUAUUCAACCUGAACCGAUAGAGAAUGGAGCUGUUGAGGGCACGUCUGUUCCCUCUUCCCCCAGAGACCUCUCCAAGGAUUUUGAAGACGUGGAAAAAGCUGUAACUGUAUCAGCAAAGCCUCAAGACGACUAUGAGCCGACAUCACAAAGCCUUACCCAAGAGAAGCAGGAUGCACAAGAAUCUAUCUCUGAAGUUCCACCUGCCGCAAAGUCUCCAGAAAAAGAGGCUUCAGCCUCAGACGCAGGAGCUGAAGUUGAAGAAAAAGACGAGGAGUUGAGAGAAAUCGAAGACGCUCAAAAGUUUGAGGAUGAAGGAGCAGCAUCUCAGGAUGAGGAAGAUGAGGAAGAGGAGGAAGGAGAGGCCCCAGCUGCUGAAAAGAAAACAGAAGAGGAGGAAGAAGAAGAUAUGGGAAUAGGUGAAGAGGAGGAUGAAGCAAAAUGGAAGGACGAUGGGCUCGACAGGAAACAUGAGUUGGAAGAAAUGGAGAAAUCAGAAAAUCUCUCAGCUAAGGUUGUGAUGAAAGAGGAGCUACAGAUGAUUCCAUCCGAGGAAGAGGAAGAGGAGGAGGAGGAGGCAGUGGAGAAAGCCGAACUGGAGGAGGUAGAAGAUUUAGAUGUAAUAGCAGAUGAAGAGAUCAAAUCUGAAGAUGGAAUUAAAGAAGAAAUGACUGCAGCUGAAGAAGAAGAGGAAGAGGAGGAGGGCUACCUGUCACAUGUCGGAGGGGCCACAGCUCCAAUAACCUCAGUAGUUCAGGGAGCCGCCGCAGCCGAACCCAUCUCCUACAUCCAAGACGAGACCAUCCCCGGCUACUCUGAGACGGAGCAGACCAUCUCUGACGAGGAGAUUCACGAGGAGGCAGAGGAGAGGAUACCACACCUUCAAUACGACGUCGGUACCUACGACAUCUCUGUUCCAGAUCAAACCGGAUCCUUUGUAAACAUUCACGGCAUGAGGGAAAUGCAAGCUGCGGCUAUAACCGAGAAAUGCUAUAUGCCAGGCGUGCAGGAGCAGGUAUCUGUGUUCACCAACAUCAUCACUGCUCCUCUGGCAGAAGAGGAGCAUGUGUCUUCUGCGACGUCCAUCACAGAGUAUGACAAAGUGUGCUCCUUCCCUACUUCUAUCGCCGAAGACCAUUCUGCGGCAUCUGUCGCAGCACCUGCAGCUGAGGAACCACUCAAAAGCCCCGUCACCCUGCCAACCCCACCUGACGCCAGCCAAGGCAAAGAGCAGCCACGCUCUGCAGAAACUCUUUCCCCACCUUCUUUAGAAGAAGACAAACAAUACAAGUCUCUAUCUGAAGACUUGCAGCUUCCUGUGGCAGAAUUGAAAAUGCCGGUUAAAGCUCCUGAAGCUCCCGAUGAAGAGGAGGAGGAGGAGGAAGAAGAAGAGGAGGAUGAAGACCAAACUCCUAAUGUUGAAAUUUCUCUUGAGAAACUCCAAGAGGGCUAUGCGUCAUCCCAAGUAUUACAGGGUAAAGAUAUCGAAAAGCUCGCUGGCUCAGUGUCUCCAGCUUUGAUACAAGACACCAAACCAGUCCAUCUACCAGUUGAAGAAGAGAAUAAAGAUGCUGCUGCACCAAAAGAUAUUUCAUCUGUUGUGCCUACUAGACCUUUUGGAUCAGACUCAGUGACUUCAGAGAGUGAAGAGCGCUGCUUCAGUCCGGAUGAUAUCACUGUGAAAAUGGCCUCCCCUCCACAGUCCGGACCACCGAGUGCAGCUCACUCUCCUCUUCGGCUGUCUCCAGUGGAAGACAAGAUUAAGGUCUUCCCGGAUUUGGAGCUGCAAAAGCAAGAGGAGCUCCUCGUUGUCGUCGCAGCAGCUGAAGACAAAACUAAAAAGAAAGAUGAAGCAGAUGUUGACAAACAGAAAGCAGAUCAGCUUGAAGAAGUCUCAACAUCUUUGGACGAACCAUUUGAGAAGGACAUAAAAGAGGUUCCAGAGAUGGAGUCAGAAAAAGAUGCCAAACAUGCAGAAACAAUCCCCACUAUUGUUGCAUCUUUACCAGAAGUUCAGUCACCCAUGUUAGGGAGGGAAUCCUUCAUCUCCUCUGGACAAAGUGAUGAAGAGCUUGACGCUAGGCUCAAAGAGAAGGACCCGAAAGUGCCUGUUCCAGGUACAGUUCAAGAGAGGGAGAGUAGUUUCCAUGAUGAUGAUGAUGAUGAUGAUGAUGAUGAUGAUGAUGAUGACAAAUCUGCAGUCAAAACCGUUAAGGCGGAGCAGGAGAAAGAAAAGGACGACACCUCGGAUGUCAUACAAAUGAAGGAUGAGCAAAAACAGAAAUCAGUCAUCCAGGAAGACUUUUCUACUAUUAUGUCCAUCACAGAUGAGGACGCGGGAGUAAAGGAUGACACCUCUGGUGUUAAACCCAUCAAAGAAGAGCAAACUGCAACGGCCACUGUUGAUAGCGCCAUUAACGAUGAACAGAAAGAGCCUGAAAAAGACCAAACUCCUGACACUACUGAAGAAGCACAGAUGGAAGGUGUUGCUUCUCAGGUCAAACAAAUCAAAGAUGAACAGAAGCAGAAAUAUGAUGACAUUGACCUCACACCUGAAGAUGUUGUUAAAGAAACUGAGUUUAAAAAGGGCCCUUUGUCUGAAAGUGAGAUUCUGAAAGAGGAGGAGAAAAAGACAGACAAGGGUGACAUUAGCUCUAUAAAGACUGAAGAAAAAGAAAGUGAAAAGGUCCACGCUACAGAUAUUAAGCCUGUUAAAGACGAGAUGGAGAAAGAGGUAAAGAAGGACGAUAUGCCCAUUAUUGAGGCUACUAAAGAUGAGAAGAACAAGGAGACGGAAACAUCUGAUAUCAAAGUGAUCGAGGAUAAGAAAGAGGAAAAACAGAUGGAAAAGAUAGAUGCCUCUGCUACCAAGCCUUUUACAGAUGAGCAGAGGGAAAGGGAGAAAGAGAUGAGUGACAUCACUGUUGCUAAGCCCCCCAAAGAAGAAGAACUGAUUAGUAAGGGUGAUACGUCUGCCGUUACCGUGAAAGAAGAAAAUGGGCAAGAGAUUUGUAAAGAUGCUAUCUCACCCAUCAGCCUCAUCACGGUAGAGGAACAGGAUGCUGCCAGGCCAACCACAGAGCAAAGCAAGGAUGACUCUUCCAUUUCCAAACCUACUAUGGAAGAAGACAAGAAGGAAGACACAAGUAAAGAUGAUACUGCUGCUUUCAAACUUACCAAGGCCGAGGAAAAAGAUCAACUUCCAAGUACGGAAGAUACUUCUGCUGUUAAACCAACACUUGGAGAGCAACAAGAGGAAAGUAAAGAGGAUACUGCUGCCAUCACAUUCACCAAGAUGGAGGAAGAGCAUGUAAAAGUAUGUAAAGAUGAGGACAAGGUAGACGCAAAAGAGACACUUAAGGAUGUCGUCAAACCAGUCAAGAUGGAGGAAGAGCAUGUAAAAGUAUGUAAAGAUGAGGACAAGGUAGACGCAAAAGAGACACUUAAGGAUGUCGUCAAACCAGUCAAGAUGGAGGAAGAGGAUGUGAUGAUGACCAAAGAUAUUUCCACUGUCACAACAUCCAAGGACGAGUUUGUUGCUAAACUCACCACGCUAGACGAAAAGGAGAAAGAUAUUUGUGCUGUCAAAUCAACGAUAGAAGAAGAAACAGAGAAAGCAGUAGAUAAAGAGGAAACUUUCACUGAGGAAGAAGUGUCAAUCCAAGAUAGUAGUGUUGCUAUCAAACCCAUCAAGGAAGAACAAGACACAGUAAUAAUUAAGGAUGACAUUUCUGGUAUCAAACCUACCAAGGAGGAAGAAAGCAAAGACACUGUUGGUGUAAAAACCCCUGCAGAUGAAGAGAACAAGGUAGAGUUGAAAGAUGUAACUGAUCCAGAAAUUCCAAAGGAUGACGGAGAGCAGAAGGAUGAUACUCCGGCCAAAAGCAUGAAGAAUGACAAAGAAGUGGAAAUAAGUGAUGGACAGAUACAAAUGCAGGAGGCUAAAGAGCAGGAAAAGACUGAUACCUCUGAUCACAUUCUGGAGGAAAUAAAGGAUAAAGAAGUUGAAAAAGAUGACGCAAGAAAGGAAAAAGAAACAGACUCCAGUUUUGAGCAACCCAAGGACACAAAAGAGAUUUCAACCAUCAAGGUAGAAGUCAAACAGGGCAGUUGUGAUGCUGAAUCCGUUAAACAGGAGACGGAGAAGUCUCCAACAUUCGGUGCUAAAGAUGAGGAAAAAGGGAAAUAUGAUUAUCCUUUUGAAUCUGAUCAAAAAGAGGUAGAUCUUCCCGUGUCUCAGACCUUGGAAGAGGAGAGAACUAAAAAGGAUGAUAUUUGUGACGUAAGGGAUAAGCAUAUGCAUGAAGAAACCUCUGAUGAGCUUACUGGAACUCAGAAAGAGAAGGAACCUUGUGGUGCUACAGCAAUAGAGAUGCAGCAAGACACUUCUGUGACUAUCCCAAGUAAAGAGCAAGAUAAACAGGCAAAGGAUGUUAUCAGUCAAGAAGAGAAGAUGGAGAAAGAGAAAGACGACACACAUGUUGCUGAACUGAGCAAAGAACAGAAAAUGGAAAAAGAACAAGAAAAAGAAUACACCUAUGAGACUGAUGACACCAAAGAUGAAAAGACAAAACCAGAAGAGGAUGAAAAGAUGAUUAAAGAAAAGGAUGUUGCUGACAAGAACACCGAUGAGAUGACCGAGAAAGACUCUGAUGCCGACCACACCAAAGAGGAGAAAUGGGAGCGAGAGGAAGUACAAGAGAAAGACCUGGAAAAAAACAUUAAACAACCUGCACAGACAGUCUUAGAAGAAGAAUCCAAGUCAGAUUACAAACCUGCAUUUGUGGUUCAGUCCUCUGAUGAAGACAGGGAAGAUGAAGAGGAGGAGGAGGACAUUUGUAUGGGAGGAGCAGGCUCCAGACCUCUGUCGGUAGAGCCGAGAAAAUCAGAACAUGACAUCUCAUCUGAAGGUCUGCAGUCAUCCCAAAAACCACAGGAAAGAGACGAAACUAAACCACCAAUAUCAGAGAAGACCACAGUGAUCAUACCAACUCUUACAAUGCAGGAGCCCUCUAUUGAUGAAGACGUCAAAGAGUUUGGCAAAGAAGAAUCCAGUCUUUCACCUGAAGCAGGCAAAGAUGUUGUGAAAGAAGAAACCACAGCUGCACCACUUGCCAAGCCAGAGCCCUCCUUUGAUAGUGUCACACUAAAGGAGGAUACUACCUCCAUUCCCACAAAAGAAACAGCUUCUGAUGUCCCCGCAUCUAAAGCGGAACCAAUGUCAGACUCAACCGAGAAAAAGUCUGCGUUGUCAACAGUAUCGAGUACUGACAGUCAACCCAGGAGCUCUACGCUCUCAAGCACGGAGAGCCAGUCCAGUGUGGAGGAAACGCCACAACAAGAGAAACAACUAUCGCCCCUGAUGAGCUCAGGAGUCGGUGCUACAGAAAAGAAGCUGGAGGACAAACCAGGAAAGGAGGCAGAGAGGGAGAUGGAGGGAGAACGAGAGGUAGCUUCUCCAGGAUUAUCACAGCCAUGCUCGUAUUUCAUGUUGGAUUCUGACGACGCCAGCCACACUGACAUUGUAAAAUCAGACACUGCGAAAAUGACCUCAGAGAAGGAAACGGUCAGUGGAAGCCUCGGAGGAGAAAAGCAAACCUUCGGUGCGUCCAAGUACGAUCCGUAUGAAAAGCCCAUUCCAAAGGAUCAUGACUUGGACAAUAGAGAAGAAAGUGAGGUUUCUUUAGGUUUUGAUCCCGCCUCUGAUAUGGGUCUCGAUGAUAACAGAAGAACAAGCCAGACAGAGGCUGGAGGAGCCAUGUUCCUCCUGGAUGAUCAGUACAAAGAAGAGCCUCUGUCCUUUAGUAGAGUCGACUACAGCCCGGUGUCCCUCACAGAGAGUGAAAGAAGCAGCCACCACAGUCCAAGUGCCUCAUCUCAAUAUGAAGACCGAGAGAAAGGCCAAGAGGAAGAGAGUGAGAGAGAAGAAAGACCAGAUACACCUUAUGUUGACAAGAGCUUCUCAUCAGUAGACAUGCAAGAUAACAAAAUGUCCCAGGCGUCUGAGUCUUAUUCUUUCAGUCCUAAAGAGGACAAACCUGAGAAAUCAGAGAAAGAGAAAGAGGAUAUGAUGGGAAGUGCUGCAGCAGCAGCGUAUCAAACAGGGGUGACAAGAGAAAGUGACACGGUUUCUACCAGUGCAUCUGUUCAAUCAGGAGACGUACCAUUAUUCGUCCUCAGCCUCAACGUCUGCCCCUUUGAGCCAACAGUUUGGAGACAAAGGAAGACGAAAAGGUGUCAGGAAAAGAUGAAAAGUCAGAGACUGCUAAAGACAGUGAAGUCGAAUGCGUGUAAAGACGGCACAGAGGAGAAGAAGGCAACAGCCGAUCCAAAGAUGUGUGAAAAAGCAGGAGAUGAUAAGAAAGGCGAUGCAGAAAGAGUAGAGGAGAAAAGCUCGUUGGAGAAGCCACCAGAGAGAUUAGAGGUCAGGAGAAGGAGCAGUAUAUCUGAUUGGGAGCUACUACAGAAGCCUGAAGACUGCCCAAGUGCCCCUCCUCCAGGUUAUGGUGAUGAUGAUGAUGAUGAUGAGGAUGAGGAAGCGAUGGAGUGGAUGACCAGUGUCCACGGAACCUCUAUGUCCUCCUCAAAAGAUACAUAUCGCACAGAAACCUCUAGCACAGGAGCCGUAAGGGCUGAUCGUCCCUGUGACUUGAACACCGGAGCCACCUCCUCUGCCUCCCAUCCAGGCUUCUCCUCCUGUGAAUACAAACAUCGCAAAGGAGAACUUUCUCCAUCGUUCAUCAACCCGAGCCCUCGUCCGCUCUCCAGUGAUGAGGGCGAGGGUGAGGAGGAAGGCCACAGUGACCACUCCCAGGAAGGGGACGAAGACGAUCAGGAACAACACUCUGUAAAAAGGAGGUCGCACAAACAGAGGCCCCACCACACUCCGAGUUACCAUGGAGAAACUGGACAGGGGCCACACCAGCUGCCCGGCGCCAUGUCAUCUGGUUUGGCCGUGACGCUAGCUGGAGAGGAAACACCUCCGACAUCAGUGAGCGAGUCGUUGCCUUCACAGUCAGAUUCUGACGUCCCUCCAGGAACCGAAGAGUGUCCGUCCAUAACAGCUGAAGGAAAUCUGGACUCGGACGAAGACGCUGAACAUCUGCCGGUGGACAAAUUAUCUGGAGCUGGUGGUGGUCACCAUCCUCCAUCACCAAGGUCGUCUCAGAAGACUCAUGAUCCCCCUCCCACCUCGAUGAAGGACCCUCAUCCCAACCCUCCUCACCCAGAUGUGUGCAUGGUAGAUCCAGAGGCUCUUCUCAAUGACCAUAGCAGCACAGAGAAACUUCUUAAAAAGGAGCACAAGACUACCAAGGGCCUCAGAAAGAGCAAACCCAAGUCGGCCUCCCCUGCCCGUAAGGGUGAAGUCAGGAAGAGGUCCUCUACUCCAGCGAAGCAGACCUCCAAGGACUCCACCUCACCUCGAUCAGCGUCCCUCAGGAGGAAGGACACAGACAGAAGCUCCAGGCUGAUCAAGAUGUCUGAAACUCAAGGCUCCAGGACUGAGAUCCUCAACCCGGGGAAAGGCUUGGUCAAUGGUGUCAAGAGCAGUUCUGGUACCAACCCCCAGAAAACUAGCACUGCAGUCCCCGCAGGACCCCCCGUCUAUGUUGACCUGGCCUAUGUGCCAAACCACUGCAGUGCCAAGAACGUAGACCAGGAAUUCUUCAAGAGAGUUCGAGCUUCAUACUACGUGGUGAGCGGGAACGACCCGGGCAGCGGAGAGCCCAGCCGUGGAGUCCUGGACGCCCUGCUGGAAGGCAAAUCUCAGUGGGGCACUAAUUUACAGGUGACUCUGAUCCCGACCCACGACACGGAGGUGACCCGGGACUGGUACCAGCAGACCCACGAGAGGCAGCAGGACCUGAACAUCAUGGUUCUGGCCUCCAGCAGCACCGUAGUCAUGCAGGACGAGUCCUUUUCUGCCUGCAAGAUCGAGUUCUGAGCUUCACGAUCCCCGCUGUGCUUUCCCGCCUCCCAUCCUCCCCGUCAUCUGUUCUCACUGGAGGUAGAGCGAGAGCGAACAGCACUCUCUGCUUCUUCAAAGCUUCUCGCUCUCAUGUUACCAGUCUCAAAUGCAUUUGCUGCAGCACUCAAUACACUAGAUUCUGUUAGCUGAAAUCAAAGUCUAAACUCUGGGUGUGCGCUCCCUGUUACAGUGGGGUACUCACGCAAACAAUACUUUACUUUUAUGUUUGUUUUCUUCUGUGACUUAACCGUCUGCCCUAACGCACCUCUUGUACGAAGCACUUACAUUUGUGGGAAAAAGCAUUUUCAAUAACAUAACCACGCUUUCUUUGCCACAUCUAACAGACAAAAGGAGACAAAUGCAUAACGCCACAGGAGAACUACAGAUUAGUUAAGUGUUGUUCUUACACUGUUGGUGUUGUUCAAUUUGUGAGGUAGUUUAAUUUGAGCCAAGUGGCACAUUUCUCAUCCAAAGGGCCACAUUAAGUGCCAAAACACUGUUAAAACAGAAGUUAACUUCUCAUCCAAAACGUCACCUAAAUGAAUCAGUGAUCAGUAAUUUGAUUAGACGCACAGUGUUUUAGAAGAGUAGACCUUUUUCUGUUUAUUUUCCAUCUGUGCACAUAAUAAAACUCAUCCUUUGGCAUUUCUGAUUAUGCUACAGUAGCUUUUGGAUUAACUCGAUUAAUGACAUAAAUUGAUGUUAUGUAAAAGACAAAAAAACAAAAACAAAAAAACACGUUCCUUCUCGUCAUUUGUGGUGAAGUUUUAGGAGGUGCCUGAAGUUGCCACUGUUUGAAAUCUUUCUUCUCGGCUUUCACAGCUUAGCUGGUGCAUGAUGCUUGCGUUUUAGCUCGGACUCUUUCAGAACUGCAUAGGGUUAACCCUUUCUUUAGCCAAGUGUGGAAUGCAGUAUAGUGUAGAUAGGUUACUACACUGUUUGGCUGUCUAUGCUCAAGUGAAUUCAAUAUGCGCCAGGCAGAAGGACGAUGUUUGUACACUAAUCAUAUCUCUGCUGGAUGUAAUGGUUCCUCUUUAAGUCUUAAUCAUGCUCUUUGUUGGUUGUAUGUACUCCAGUAUACAUAUAGGGUAAAUGUUUCUAUAUCAAUACAGAGGUUAUGUUAAAUAAAUGAUAUAUUUUGUGAUGAUGCAGCAAAUACUGAGGCGAACGCAGCGUUUUUGAUCAUGCAUUUGAGAAGAAGGUUUAAGUAACAUGAUCUGUCAUUUCCUCCUGUUCAGCUACAUUUUACCGUUUGUCAAUAUCUCAACGCGAUGGGAAAAGAACAAGCAGUGACCUGCGACUAAUGUAGCAAUGGAAGCUCGUCCGCUAGUCCCUUCAGAAGGAAGUGUUACGCCAGUGGGAACUGCAAUAUUUAUAUUUAUCACUGGGGUUAUCUUUCAGGAAAGAAAGUGUGAAGUUUGUUGCAGGAGGCUUCUCUCAUGUGCCUUUAGCUUGUGGUUUUGGAGAGAGGGGAUAUUUUAAGGAGUCAUUUUGAAGCAGAGACGGAAACCAGGGUGAAAUAGAGCGAUCAGUCCGUACAGCACACGCACGAACCACAUCCACACUCUAUACACUAAAUAACUUUGGAGCUCUUUAAUUCACGUCAGCAUUAAUUGCCACUUUAAAACAAAUAUGAAUGUAUUUGAGCAAAGUGUUGCACUAAAUAGGAAUGUAAUCUUCUGAGAGAUUAGAAGUGGGAUUUGUGUUUGUAGUUAAAGCGCAGAGAGUGAGUGCGGUGAUGGGAAAUAACUUUUAGUUGUAUUUUAAUGUACAAGACGUUCUUUAAUACGUACAUCUUAAUUCUGAAGCAAUUACCUAAAAAAUAAUCCCAGAGUAAUAGAAUGAGCAUGAAUGAUUACGAUUGUACUGGACGCAGAUAUAAAGUAGGAAUGUGUGUUUGUGUGUGAGCGUACGAUACACACUGAGAAGCUGAUUGUAUAACACGACUCGGUUUGUUUCAGUGACGUGGCGAGUGACUCUUCUGUGGUACGAAAGAAGAGAGAGUCGCUCAUAUGCUCACAUUGAAUAGCCAAGUUUUAUUUUCUUUGUUUAUAACCAAAUUUUACAAAGAAAAUAUACAUUUGCAAUUAAUUCUGGUUUAAUUUGGAUAUUUUUUAUUUUUUUAUUUUAUCUUAAUGAGAAAUACCUUUUUGCCAAGAUGGCUCAUCACAGGCUUGUUAUUUCUCUUGUUUAGUGAGGACUGAUAUGAGGCUAGGGGACGGGCCAGCCUGGGCGAUGGAGGAGGGGAGGCUUUCCAGAAAGGACUUAGUUUGAGCUAAUGAUGACAGAUUGGUGUCAGGAUGUUGCCAACUAAAAGCAGAGAGGAUCCUCUGCUUAGUUUAAUUUCUCUCAAUCUGAUCCAGAACAUGGAACAAACUCCACAGAGGCUCGAGCGUGUUGUCGGCGGGUGCUAGCCUGGCUCCAGUGCCAUUUCCUUUCUCUGUAAAAGUCGUAACGCUCACACUACCUUAUACCUCAUCUUCCAAAGCCUCCGUGCUCUUUGCUCUGCCUGGCCUCCCUUAACAUUAUGCAUGUCCAUUAUGCACUUUGUAAGCCUUGACAUGCAUCUCAUGCUUGUGAUGAUUCAGAGGCAGGCAUAGCUUCUCCUUUUUUUUUUUUAAUCCCACUGAGUUUGAUGGUUGUAUAUUAAACAGCUGGGCACGCACAAGUACACAAGUCUGGAGGGAGUUGAUUAACUGAAGGGCACAUUAAGACGCACUGAGGGGACAGGAGAGGUUCAAAAUGAGUCCCUUGAAAACAAGCAAAAAGUCCUUUGAUGUUGUCUUGAAAUGUGUCCGAGAAGCUUCUCAAUGUCCGGACCAGAUUGUGUGGACGUCGGAUAUGUUGUACCUACUGUCUUUGAAUAAUGUUUUUAAGUUGGCAGAUUCCAAAUACCCAGCCUUGAGAUUUUCAAGGCAUCAGUAGAACGCUGUGAAUCACUCAAUACCGAACUGUAUGAUUAUACAGAAGCUGAAUGCACUAUAGAGGAGAUCUAUUUUUCUGAAUGUAGAGUUGGUACUAGACAUGCGAAUGCUGAUGGAUCAAAAAACAAUAGAGACGAGAAAAGAAAAACAAAACACCAGCCUGGACAGAAAAUACGUUUUAGAGAACGAGAGCAGAUACUCUUUUCUGUUUCAACAACUUUAUCAUUGCAGUUAUGGUUCUGCUCCAGAGCAGAAAGGUUUGAUUUCUGACGUGACAGAAAGAAACGCAGAUCCCGUAAAACAAACAUCUUAACAGUAACUCAGAAAUAGUACUAACUAACGCAGCUGAUACUUUUUCCUUUUCCUGAAUAUGACUUGAAACACAUGCAGACUCAAAAUAAACAUCAAUGAAAUUAAACAAAUGCUACGUGUACAUUUAUGUACUGUGCACAGAUUUGUACAUAUCGCUCUGGAGAGAACAAAUCUGAAAGAUAUAACAAACGAUCCUUCUUGUGAUACCGGUUCAUUUUACCUGCUUUUAGUGACAGUAUGACGGCUCCUCGAACCAAGAGAACUACACAAAACGCUGACAAGAUACAGAAUGAAAUAAAAAAAUGGCAUCUUUCAGUUCGAUUUCAUCGCCAUACCUGCAUUGAAAUGAAGAUAUCAUUUGAUUACAAUAUGGUGUCAUCUGUCCAUCUAAUCUCUCUGCAUGUGAUUUAUUUAGUUAUAAUCCUGAAUGUAAUUGUUUAACAUGGAAAUGAUAAUAAAAAAUACAAUGCUAUUUUAAAGAGGUAUAUUUGAAAAAAGAAAAAAAAGCUAAUUGUCCUAACUGGUACUGAAAUGACCUACAGUAAAAUAAUAUUGGGCUGUGCUUUUAUUGUUUGCCCUAUUAACAUGUUGUUAAGAAGACGCUGUAUUGGUAGUUCUGUUUGAUUCUCUCUCUUUUUUUGCAUUGUAUUAAAUCUUAGUUAUGUUUUUCUUCCUCAGCGCAAUAUUCAAUAUCUCUCUGUCUCUUUAAAUCUAACUGGUAAAAAUAGAACUACUUCAGAUUCAUUGUAAAAGGGAAACAGCCUGGUGAUCAUCAAUAAAUACAUUUAAAUCUCA
Molecule: messenger RNA, 14237 nt
Organism: Cottoperca gobio
Lineage: Eukaryota; Metazoa; Chordata; Actinopteri; Perciformes; Bovichtidae
Gene: map1ab
Product: microtubule-associated protein 1Ab
Biological process (GO): axonogenesis; regulation of microtubule depolymerization; dendrite development
Cellular component (GO): synapse; microtubule; cytosol
Molecular function (GO): microtubule binding; actin binding
Source: RefSeq, a predicted model, not a curated record